UAUUCCAUUUCCCCUCAUAUUCAUGCGGGAAAUGAAUAACGUGUGCAUUAACUUCAUACCAAAACACUCAUUUGUUUUUCUAAAUACAAUAAGAAUAAGGAUGUCUCCCUCUUUCUCUUUUCCAUCUAACGUUCUUCAAUUCCAAUCUCACUAGGGUUUGUUUCUAAACCUCCCGAAUACGUCAAACUCGAGAAAGUUCUCUGCUUUGCUUCAGCCCCAUUUGCAGAAGCCAAAGAAGAACACAAAAAAGCUUUUUUAAACAAAAAAGAAUGCUAGCUGCUGCUGCUUCAGCUUCUCGGCACCUUCUUCAACGCGAUGCCAACAUCGGUGUUUGCAGUGGCAGUGGCAAUCGAGUUCGCUCUCUUUUAACUGUUUCUGCCAUCACCACAAUAUACCCAAUUCGCACAAAAAUAUGUCACAGUUACGGUUAUGGAAUCAGUUUCAAUAACCCAAGACACACAAAGUGCCCAAGUUUGCUUUUUGCUGUAAAGGGGUUCCUGUCUGAUUCAUCAUCUUCCAGUUCUCCACAUGGCAGAGUUCCCAGACCUCACUUACCACUCCCUAGUUCAACUGUGGAUGGGCGAGCAUUGUUCUCAACUUCAACUAAAGCUGAUGAUGGAAGCCAAAGUCAAAGCCAAAAGGCUGCUUCUUCCACCAUUGCUAAACCAUCCCCACCUCCGGGUGGGCAAGUUGCUGAUGUGAAGAUCCUUCGUACACUUGCUAGUUACUUGUGGAUGAAAGAUAAUCUCGAAUUUCGGUUUCGGGUUGUUGCUGCAUUGGGUUUGCUUGUUGGGGCAAAGGUCUUGAAUGUUCAGGUUCCUUUCUUGUUCAAGCUUGCAGUUGAUUCGUUGACGACUGCCACAGGGAGUGCUGGUGCUAUUGCUUCAAAUUCAAGUGGGCUGGCUCUUUUUGCAACCCCUGUGGCAGUGUUGAUCGGAUAUGGGAUUGCCCGUUCAGGAGCUUCUGCUUUCAAUGAACUGCGGACCGCUGUAUUUUCUAAGGUAGCACUGCGAACAAUUCGAUUAGUAUCAAGGAAGGUCUUCUCACAUUUGCAUGACCUUGACCUACGGUAUCAUCUAAGCCGAGAAACUGGUGCAUUAAGUAGAAUAAUUGAUCGUGGUAGUCGUGGAAUAAAUUUCAUUCUCUCCUCUAUGGUGUUCAAUGUAGUUCCCACCAUAUUAGAGAUAUGUUUGGUAUCAGGUAUACUGGCCUACAAAUUUGGAGCUCCCUUUGCGUUAAUUACUUCCUUAUCAGUUGCUGCUUAUGUUACUUUUACACUGACUAUCACACAGUGGAGGACUAAGUUCAGGAAAGCCAUGAAUAAGGCAGAUAAUGAUGCUAGUACAAGGGUUAUUGAUUCACUUAUUAAUUAUGAGACUGUCAAAUAUUUUAAUAAUGAAGUUUAUGAAGCUGAUAACUAUGACAAGUACCUAAAGAGGUAUGAGGAUGCUGCUCUGAAAACCCAACGCAGUCUAGCUUUGUUGAACUUUGGUCAAAAUGUUAUAUUUAGUACUGCUCUUUCAACAGCAAUGGUGCUGUGCUCUCAUGGGAUCAUGAAUGGCUCGAUGACUGUUGGUGAUUUGGUGAUGGUGAAUGGGCUUCUCUUCCAACUAUCUCUUCCACUCAAUUUCCUUGGUAGUGUUUAUCGUGAGACUAUACAGAGUCUGGUUGACAUGAAGGCCAUGUUUCAGUUACUUGAGGAAAGAGCAGACAUCAGGGAUAAAGAGAAUGCAAAGCCUCUAAGAUUCAACGGGGGGAGAAUCCAAUUUGAGAAUGUACAUUUUAGCUACCUCACAGAAAGAAAGAUACUAGAUGGAAUAUCACUUGUUGUGCCAGCUGGUAAAAGUGUUGCAAUUGUUGGGACUAGUGGAAGUGGAAAAUCAACCAUUCUUAGAUUGCUAUUCAGGUUCUUUGAUCCUCAUUCUGGAAGUAUAAAAAUAGAUGAUCAAGAUAUUCGAGAUGUAACCCUUGAGAGUUUGCGGACAUCCAUUGGUGUUGUUCCACAAGAUACUGUACUUUUCAAUGAUACAAUAUUUCAUAAUAUUCACUAUGGUCGGCUUUCUGCAACAAAAGAGGAGGUCUAUGAAGCUGCUAAGCAAGCAGCAAUUCAUGACACUAUCAUGAGUUUUCCUGAUAAAUUUUCUACUGUUGUGGGAGAGCGAGGGCUCAAGUUAAGUGGUGGUGAGAAGCAACGUGUUGCCCUAGCUCGUGCAUUCUUAAAAGCACCUGCAAUACUGUUGUGCGAUGAAGCUACUAGUGCUCUUGACAGCACAACAGAAGCAGAGAUUUUAAGUGCGUUAAAGUCAGUAGCACGUAAUCGGACUUCCAUAUUCAUUGCUCACAGGCUUACCACUGCAAUGCAGUGUGACGAGAUCAUUGUUUUGGAGAAUGGGAAGGUGGUUGAGCAAGGACCCCAUGAAGUGCUCUUAUCAAAAGCAGGAAGAUAUGCACAGCUGUGGGGACAGCAAAAUAACACGAUUGAUGCAAUUGAUACAGCCAUCAAGCUGGGUGCAUAAAAAUGAUAAAAGCCUCUCCCUUCCUCUUGGUGAGAAAAAGAAAAAUUCAUAAUACAAUGUGAAUAGCGCAUGUAUUUAAUUACAAUUUUGAACUUUAGUUAGUGAUUAUUGUUAUAAGUUUUCUUUAGCCUAUGUUACAUUUUGUGUUGUUAGAUUGACCAAUAUGAAUGCAUAGAUCAUAUGCCGGGUCAUACAUCAGGGAAAUAUCAAUUUGCGUUUCAUGGUGAUGAAUUUUGAUAAAUUCUUUGUACCCACAUAUGCAAAGUCCUCGGUGUAAACACUGCUACACAUCAGUCCAAGAUGAAUGAGGUUGGAUGAGCUUUCUGCGGACUAUUGUUGGAAUUUGAUUAUAGAUUGUGGAGUAUGUAUUGUUCCAUAAACUUAAGCACUUUAGAAGCGAUUUCUUGUACAUUUUCUUUCAAGCACUUUUGUAGUGAUACAGUAUUCUUGAAAAAAAUGCUUUUCUGCUUAA
Molecule: messenger RNA, 2988 nt
Organism: Cajanus cajan (pigeon pea)
Lineage: Eukaryota; Viridiplantae; Streptophyta; Magnoliopsida; Fabales; Fabaceae
Gene: ABCB25
Product: ABC transporter of the mitochondrion 3
Biological process (GO): transmembrane transport; intracellular iron ion homeostasis
Cellular component (GO): mitochondrial inner membrane
Molecular function (GO): ATP binding; ATP hydrolysis activity; ABC-type transporter activity
Source: RefSeq, a predicted model, not a curated record